UAGAGGAGAGGGGUCUGGUUUUUAUAUGAGCGGAAAAGGCGUCAUUUUCAGCGCACAAAACAGUGGGACGAGUCUUACAGAAAGGACUGGGGCUGGUUUACAGAUAACGGGAAGAUGGGAAGGGAAGGCGAAGUAUAAAAGCGUCAAAUCGCUGUAACAGGCAGUGAGAGUAAUUUCUCCGCUUUCAUCAUCAUCGGGAUUAAUAUCUUCGUCCAUCAACCGUCAAAUGAACCGUUCGAGAAAUAUGCGUUGAGAAUGGAAUAUCGGCAACGCUCUUUUCUCCCUCCAUUGUUAUUAUCAGCCUGGUAACAAAUUCAUAUUCGAACGCGCGCGUUAAAGGGACAGACCGGCCGACGGACGACGCGAUUGACUGAUUUGCUGCUUCUCUGUUCUCUGGAGGAAUUGUACACUCACCCCCGAGACGCAUGCUUUGCCGCACAGCCUAAACUAUGUAGCGCCGCAAGAAGAUAACCAUGAACGGGGUAUAAACGAGACCGGUGCACUGCAAGCCAGAAUAGGAAUGUCAGUGCCUUUUUGUCUCCACAGCGACGGCGAGAACAACUCCUUAGCCGCAAUGAACAUCUAAUACACCAACCACAGGCGAUGGGAUGAAGAUGCGACGGCACAGGGUGUUCUUGCUUUGCACUGUGGGCCUGUGCGUCAUCUCCUUCCUGCACUACUACAAGGCCCUGCACUACGUGUCCCUACUGCGGGAGCUCUCCGCCCCCUACCCCAACAUCCAGUCCUUUAUUAUGGUCACUGGCUUCUUCUGGAAGGACAGGGCGACUCCCCUCUCUGGCACCGCCCCAGGGGAGGGCCCGCCCCCUGCCCUGCGGCCCUCCGACACCGGGUCCCGGGACCCCGAGAUCUUGGAGAGCCAGAGGACGUUGGAGCUUCGUCGGGGGGAGGAACUGGGAGGCCCCCAGUUAUGGGAGAGACCAGAAGACCUGGAGCAGAGAGAAGUAGAUGCCAUUGAGGAAAUGAGACUGAAGGAGCACGAUCAGAACCUUAUUGUGCAUCCCUGGUAUCCCAGUUAUCCAGCUCACAUCAGGCCUGAUCCGCCAUUUCAAAAGGAGGUGGUGGUGAAGAAGAGCCCUCCGACUGCCUCCGUCUCGGAUCUUGCAGUGUUACUUGGGGACCUCCAUGUACGUACCUUCCAGCUUCAGGAUGACUCCACUCCCUAUUUUGUGCGCACCAAAGCCGGGGCCCUGUGCUUCCGGCAGGGGACAGAAAUGGCUGCCCCCAGGGACGAUCCAGGAAGAGGUGGGGUGACAGCACCGAGCCAGCGCAGGAUUUUGGAGCUCCAAGAGGCAGCAAACCCGCCUGCUUCAAAACCCAAGAGAGGAAAGCGUUUGGUGAAGUGCGUGUGUCGCCCGGGUUGGCACGGACCAUACUGUGGGGUGCCGACUAUGGUACAUCACUCCAACCUGCCUACUAAGGAGAGGCUGACUCCCAGGGAGGUGCCCCGCAGGGUCAUCAAUGCCAUCAAUGUCAACCACGAGUUCGACCUCCUCCAUGUCCGCUUCCACGAGCUGGCUCAGGCGGUUGACCUCUUCCUGGUGUGCGAGUCCAACUUCACGGCGUAUGGCGAGGGCCGCCCACUGCGCUUCCUCAACCUCCUCCUCAACGGGACCUACGACUACGUUCGGCACAAGAUCCUCUACGUCUUCCUGGACCACUUUCCUGAGGGCGGCCGGCAGGACGGCUGGAUCGCCGACGACUACCUGCGCACCUUCCUGACCCGCAACGGGAUGUCCCGGGUGCGGGGGGCCCGGCCCGACGACGUCUUCAUCAUCAACGACGCAGACGAGAUCCCCGCCCAGGAGGGCGUCCUCUUCCUCAAGCUCUUCGACGGCUGGACCGAGCCCUUCGCCAUCCACAUGCGCAAGUCCCUCUACGGGUUCUUCUGGAAGCAGCUGGGCUCCCUGGAGGUGGUGUCGGGUUGCACCGUGGGCAUGCUGUCAGCCGUCUACGACAACGACGGCAUCCGGCUAAGGCGCAGGGAGUACUACACUAUGCCGGGCUUCCGGAGAUACGAGAACGACACGGGCCACAUCCUGGUGCAGUGGGCCGUUGGCAGCCCCUUCCACUUCGCCGGCUGGCACUGCUCCUGGUGCUUCACCCCGGAGGGCAUCUACUUCAAGCUCAUCUCGGCCCAGAACGGAGACUUCCCCCGCUGGGGGGACUACGAGGACAAGCGUGACCUCAACUACAUCCGGGAACUGAUCCGAACGGGAGGCUGGUUCGACGGGUCAGUGCAGGAGUACCCCCCCUCGGACCCCAAAGAGCACAUGUAUGCCCCCAAAUACAUGUUCGACAACUACAAGCAGUACCGCUACUUGCUGGAGAACCCGUACUCUAAGCAGGGGAGCCCGACGGAAGGGUAACUGCUAGUGGGCUGGAGGCAACAGGCUUUACUAGUAGGUGGCUUGGCAAAAGGAUGGGAUUCGGCAACAUGUUACUGGGGAGAACUGACCACCAACCGCUCAUUCUUCCCUCUCAUCCUCAGUUUAACCCCAUCGUGUCCACCCAUCGCCUCAUUCCCCUUUAUUGACAGGAGAGGGGUAGGCUGCAGAAGACUGGGCAGGGAGCAGACAGCGCACGCGUGGAACCCUGCGAAGAAUCAACUUUUUUUUGUUUUGUUUCUGUCCUCGCUGUUUCCUUUGUUUCCCCUGAAGCGACUCACACACCGUGGCCAGUCCUCUUGUUUGAUUUUUCUUUUUCCUUGUAGUGUGCUUUCUUCUCCAGACCCUCCCUCGUAUCAGUUGAAAGUGAGGUCUACACGCUUUCAUCUCUCAUAAACAAAACAAAACAAAACAAACAAAAAAAAAGUUUCAGCAUCUCUGGGUGAUGCUGACCCACAGUUCCCCCCCCAGUGACAGUUUGCUCAGAACAGGACUGCAUAUGUUUUCAUUUUCAUAACUAUGUGUAACUGAGCAAACUCCUAUGUGGCAGGUCACUUCGUGUAAAAAAAAAAGAGCCUUCUGUUCAGCUCUGUUUUCUUUCAGAAUUUGCUGAUAUGUAAACCCUAAUGGAGUCUGCAGAAGGGUGCUGCGUCAUCCCCGCUGAAACAAUAAUCAAUCGAUCAUGCAGCGGGGCCGCUGCGUGUCCAACAAGCUGGCGUCUGCUGCUGUAAGGUUUCAGACAGGUCAGGCCUGUAUGCUUGUGAUGAGCGUUUUUUAAGAAUGUUUUCAUAAAUCUCUGCGGGGAGGGUGGGGGGGGGGACUAAAAGCAGGAACCACCAGCCCAGCGCACACAAACGUCCUGCUGUAUCUGCAGCAGUGUUAAACAGCCUGUGUUUCCAUGACAACUUUGCUGGGGGGGGGGGAGAAAGGAAGUGGGAGGAACCGUUUCAGCGAGUGAGUUCAUGUUAGGUCAAACGGGCCUUUGGAGGGAAUGGAGGAAGCACAAGGGCCUCAGAGACGGCGUGGACCUCGGCAGAGGCUGAGAAUCAGCCAGAAACGCUGUAGGAAAGUGGGAGGAAACAAAGAGCAACAAAAUGUCAAAUGGAGAAAUCGCAAAAACAAGUCUUCAGGACUCUGCCUAAUUGCCAUUCAAGGUGGAAUCUUAGUUUGCACAACGACUCCUCCCCCCUUGUCUUUACUGGAGCCUCAGAUGUUUCCUUUUUAGUUGCCAAAAAUAUAGACAGGUCUUUCAAAAAAAAAAAAAAAAAAACGAGCAACCUCUUCCCAGUCGGCAGACAGUCGUGCUUGAUCACGUUCAUGCUUGAUCACUUCUGUGCAUGAAAGGAUGUAGCAGCCAGCCUGGCUUCUCCUGGGGCAAAGCUGUAAUGUUUAAUGGCUUGCCCAGCCCUUUGAUUGUACAGUGUCUCUGUCCCAUUGCAACAAUAUCAAGCACCACUUACAUGCCUAUAGAAGUCUGAGCAUGCCUGUUUAUUUUGGUAGAGGUGUCUGUCCUCUGGUGUACCUUGACACGAGCUGUAAAGAAGUUCUGUAACAGCGGGUUUGCACUAGUAAUCUUACAAUCUUCACUUUGUCAAUGAUUAGCAGCCCAGCAGAGAUAUUAGAUUUCCAAGUAACCUGACUCAAUGAACCACUCCCUCUCCCCUUGGAACAAAAAGAAAAUUCCCCAUGAAAGUCUGGAUGGAUUUUCAAAAACAACAGAAGUUACUGGAGAACAAAGAUUAAAUGUAGCGGCAUUUUUUUCACAUCUGUUAGCGUUUGUGCCAUGGCUCUGUUCCUGUGGUGUUAAAGCAGAGCUUUGAUACUCCUGCUGCCAUAACAAGCCAUAGGUCUCGACAGCUGCAGUCGAAAAUUCUGGUGGAUUCACAUCUCUCUUGUUUAUGGUAA
Molecule: messenger RNA, 4310 nt
Organism: Megalops cyprinoides (Indo-Pacific tarpon)
Lineage: Eukaryota; Metazoa; Chordata; Actinopteri; Elopiformes; Megalopidae
Product: beta-1,4-mannosyl-glycoprotein 4-beta-N-acetylglucosaminyltransferase-like
Exons: 3
Coding region: 609-2387 (592 amino acids)
Biological process (GO): protein N-linked glycosylation; N-acetylglucosamine metabolic process
Cellular component (GO): membrane
Molecular function (GO): beta-1,4-mannosylglycoprotein 4-beta-N-acetylglucosaminyltransferase activity
Source: RefSeq, a predicted model, not a curated record